Suillus subalutaceus is the source of this 1962-nucleotide messenger RNA. RefSeq lists its product as uncharacterized. The coding region runs from base 1 to 1962 and encodes 653 amino acids. NCBI's taxonomy places the organism in Eukaryota, Fungi, Basidiomycota, Agaricomycetes, Boletales, Suillaceae. The transcript is spliced from 11 exons. The record is from RefSeq and is a predicted model, not a curated record.
AUGUCCAUCAAAUACUGCAAAAAGACCUGCACAGCUCAGGUCAAAGCUGACAAAGCUUGCAUCCAGCAAGCUCAGCAAGAGAAGGAAGAGAAAACCCAGAAGGGCAUUGAACAAGUCGCCAUUGCACAGGAAAAGCUCUCUCUUCAGCAGACUAACACCUUGGCUCCAAAGAAACCACGUCCUCAUCCCAUUCCACAUGGCAGGAAGGCAGACACAGCAAGUACUCCCUCUAAAGCUGGACACACAUCAGCUGCUGAUCAAUUGAGUCAAGCACUAGUGCUGGAUGGUGGAGGAGUUUUGCAAAGUCAGGGUAUUGCUGCAGUGGAAAAGCUUCAAGUUGGUGAGGAGGAGGAGGACCUCGGUGAUUUGAAGCAAGCAUACGCAGGCGCAGUCACGACAUGGGCCCAGAGAGUUCACAAAGUCAACAUCAAAAUAAAUGCUCACUCGGGGAAGAUACCCAAGAGCCUUGGGGUGACAACAGCUGCAAGCAGUGCCACUCCACCACCAGGAACUACAACAAACUCAGUUUUUGGUGACAACUUCUCAGAGGGAUGCUUUCCUGAUGAGGAGGAUCAUCCUGAGCGCAUGGCAGCAUAUACACUUGACAUCAUUGAGGUUAGGAGCAGUUUGCUUACACCACCACGGCCCCCACCUUCCCAAUACAACUUCCGUGAUACGCCUGUCAAAAUGGAGUGCAUGGACAUUACCAUGGACUUCAGCAAUUCUGAUGAAGGCCUCAUGUUCUUGGAGGAUGAAGGUGAAGGUGAAGGCAAAGGUAAAGGUGAAGGCAAAGGUAAAGGUGAAGGCAAAGGCAAAGGCGACAAUGGUAAUGAGCACUUAGUCAUUGAAGAAAGCUCCAACUUGGCUCAAGCAAGCAAGCGGACAACGAUGACAACAAAUGUGGACGUUGCCGAUAACAAUUCUGAUGACACAGCUCCACCCACCAAGUGCAUCAAAACAGAAACUGUACAGAGGCCUGGAAAGGGCACCACUGGAGAAGUUGUGAAGGCAAAAUACAAGAACAGUGACCUCCUAGCCAGUUGCCUCAAUAGCAAUAUGUGGCGCAGCAUUUUCAUUCCUACUGUUGCUCACACUACUGGGGGAGAUAACAUUGAUCCAUGGCUCAUUGAGGAUGAUGUCCUCAUUUUGAUCCUUGAGGAAGCUUGGGCAGUCGUUUAUAAUGGGAAGCCGUCGUUGAUGAGCCAAACCAUUGUUCCAGGAAGUGUGGUCUAUCAAGUUACGAAGCAGCGCUUAAGUGAAUGGCAUGGUGGAUUUGGUUCUGCAGCUGUCAUGAUGAUCACAUCUUUCAUGGCAGCUGACCCACUUUAUGACAAUGAGGAUAGCCAUGCUUAUUUCGCUGCUUUCUGGCUCCAGGACAAUAGGUGGCUUUUUGCAAAUGUUGAAUCAGAUGACAAAAAGUGGCGAACAUAUUCUAACAUAUCUUCCAACAUUGAGCUAUGGACAGGAAUGUGGCAGUCCCUAUUCGUCCUGCAAACCCUCGCAGCACACCUCAACUACACUCAAGGCCGUGUCUCUGUACUGUCACUUCAGAGUGAGGAACAAUUGUGUCAAACAGCCCUUGUGCUCUCUGGAGCGGCAGUUAAGCAUGCUCUUCAUCUUCUGUCAACCAAACAGAUGAGCUUUGAGGUCAAGUCCACCAUCACCAAGGGCAAGAAGAAAAUCCCACAGAAGGGCAAGGCUCCAGCUACCAAUGGCGAGCAGUGGACCGCUGUGAUUAGCGAAAAUGCCAUCAAUCGCAUUCCCACCAGCAACAUGAAAGUUAUCAUUGAACAAGCACAGCAAUACAUGAAGGCCACCAUCACCCACGGUGGACGGUCGAAGAUGGAUGCUGAGGAAGCCCAAGAUGAGGACAUUGACGAAGAGAACAACACGGUCUUUGAGAUUGGUCUCCUGGCACAUCAUUUCCCUCAGAAGCACCACUGUUCAGCUCAUUCUAUAUAG